Eruca vesicaria subsp. sativa (arugula) is the source of this 482-nucleotide messenger RNA. Lineage: Eukaryota; Viridiplantae; Streptophyta; Magnoliopsida; Brassicales; Brassicaceae. The record is from the annotation of a GenBank genome assembly.
AUUUUUUAUUUGCUCCCUCGUCUUCCUGUCUCUGUUCCUCCGAAAAACAUGGGAUCUUCGAAGAAAUCUCAAGUUGAUAAAAAAUUGGUCAUCUCCGAAAACUCUAUAUGGGCUUCACUGAAGCCGGUGAAAACCAAACUGAAAAGGCGGGAGAGAGACACAGAAAGUGAAGAAGAAAAACAAUACAGUGGCAGCGAAGAGUACUGCAUCACACCCACGGCAAAAGAAGCGAAGCUCUGUGAGAAAUUGAUAUGUCCGCCGGCUCCUCCAAGGAAACGCAGACCGGCGUUGAAGUGUCGAAGUAAUGUAAACGUAGAGUACUUUGUGCCUCCUUCAGAUUUGGAGACCGUUUUUAUACGACGCUUAUAAUGUAAAACGAUGAACAUUCUCAAAGUAUAUAGUGAAAGAGUUCUAAGUUGUUGUCGGGACAUUGUCGCUAGCUUCGACUAUAAAACUUUGAAGAUCAUUCACCUUGUACAAAU